GCAGCAGUACCCUGAUCUACCACCCUGAAAAUCACGGGGGUAGUCCCGGCUUGCCGGCCGUGAUGGUUGAGGAUAUGAGCGAGAUGGGGUUGUUAGUGGAUGAUGUUGAUGAAGAUGAGGACGAGGAUGUUGAGAUGAGCUAUAGUCCUGUCGAGGAGGAGGGCAUGUCCGUCAAGCGAAUGCCGCCGAAGACGGCGCGGCCGCCGGUCGAGUUGAUGUGAUUUCUUUAAUGGACGUUUUGGGAUUCAUUCUGGUUGUGAAGAGAGAGAGGUGCUUGGAUAUAUUGCUUGCUUGUCAUGAAUGGUGUUCGGGAUGGUUUUGGCGUUGAACAAAGUUGGUAUUGUUUGCUACGGGAUUGGGCAUGAUGGCGUAUAGUACGCAUUGUACAUACUAUUUGCAUUGGGUUGCGACACUUUUUGGUACUUCCAUCUCUUGUCUAUUCUUAUUCAUCGUUCAAUUAAUCCCCACAGAAUGGUGGUAUAUCAUCUCAUCCAUCUGCAGUAUUUGCUUUCCGUCUAUAGUCAUCUACUAUGCUCUUACAGAUCCUUACAAUAACCUGAGCCGCACAAGGCAGAUACAAAAGCUACGCCUCAAUAGCGAACCCAGUAAUUGGUUGGAUAUCUGUUCAUUUGGAUUUGUAUGUGAUGUGGUGUGGUGUUCUUAUGUAAAUAUGUGUUUAAUAGAGUCAGAGACAAGACAUGAGAAGAAAGCAAAGCAACAAAACACCCCCGUUGCACGCCUUGACCAUGGAAGAACUUCUUUUGUUAGCAUGGAAUAUGAAAGAGAUAAUAAGAAAAAGCAGAACAAAUUUCAAUUCCCCGAGGUGAGCAGAAAUACCCGUGAUAAACUCCGUCCGCAUGCUGGAAAUAGUAUCAGAAAAGGUUGGCGAGAAUAUGAUGUUGGUGGUUGGUGUUCUUUGAGCUGGGUUGGGACCAGAUGUGACCCGGGUUGGUUUAAUUCGCCUUAGGAGAGGAGGUAGGGAUGACGAUUAAUUGGUUGGGGUAAUAGGCUGUCGAAGUCUCGGUGACCAAAGACAACCCUGCCGGGCA
This is a messenger RNA of Aspergillus uvarum CBS 121591, 1049 nucleotides long. RefSeq lists its product as uncharacterized. Bases 362 to 967 code for a protein of 201 amino acids. NCBI's taxonomy places the organism in Eukaryota, Fungi, Ascomycota, Eurotiomycetes, Eurotiales, Aspergillaceae. The record is from RefSeq and is a predicted model, not a curated record. The transcript has a single exon.